AUGCAGAAAGAGCUGCAUCACUUGGGGAUGAGUGUGACAGAGGCAUGGGAGAGGGCCAAGGCUUUUGAGGGGGGGGGGUGUCUGAGCAAGGUGUCCUUCGCCGAGGUUGGUCAUCGCGUCGUUGGCCUCAGACGUGCCGAAGUCUCGCGAGCUUUACUAACAGGGCGAUGCCCUGAAACAUUAUCGAGGUGUUUCGGGGGGAACGUUAUCCGUGGCCCCUUCCAUGAAUGCGUCCUCAUGCUCGACCACGUCAUAACCGCCGAUCUGCCCGCGACUGCUGAUCAAUACUCAGAGAACGAUAAGGCCCUUACUACGAAGAGCAGGCCGCGGCUGAGGAUGGCCGCUUCAAGGAGGCCGUGCCAGUACGUCAAUGACAAGAAGCAAGGGCCGGCGCCGAUUGAGGAAUUAGAGGGAGGAAAGAAAGAUUUGGACAGCGACUUAACAGACACGUGACUGACCGUACGAACGCUAAAUCAGCCUGUUGAUUGCCACCCUGCUGAUCGCAUGAGACACUAGUCUCGACCAUUGAGUCGUCUUUCGGACGUUGGGUCCGGCAAUCUGAACUGGGUUGCAUGCGAAUCGGGUCCUCGAAUGUAUGAGGUUCUUGUAUUGAUAUUACGAG
Molecule: messenger RNA, 622 nt
Organism: Klebsormidium nitens
Lineage: Eukaryota; Viridiplantae; Streptophyta; Klebsormidiophyceae; Klebsormidiales; Klebsormidiaceae
Source: the annotation of a GenBank genome assembly